Molecule: messenger RNA, 2397 nt
Organism: Anolis carolinensis (green anole)
Lineage: Eukaryota; Metazoa; Chordata; Lepidosauria; Squamata; Anolidae
Product: trans-1,2-dihydrobenzene-1,2-diol dehydrogenase
Exons: 7
Coding region: 1-1107 (368 amino acids)
Biological process (GO): D-xylose catabolic process
Molecular function (GO): nucleotide binding; D-xylose 1-dehydrogenase (NADP+) activity
Source: RefSeq, a predicted model, not a curated record
AUGCCCAGCCCAGGUCAUAGUUCAAGGUAUUCAGGCUUAAAUUUCUCACUCCUUCAGCCGCUGGCUCUGUUCCUUUGGUUUUCCUCCCCAUUUGCCACCAUGGGCCCCGCUCGCUGGGGGAUCUGCUCUGCUGGGAAAAUCAGCCAUGAUUUUCUCGUGGCCCUGAAAACCUUGCCACCAGAGGAUCACAAGGUGGUGGCAAUUGCUUCUCGAGACCUCAGCCGGGCUCAGGAAUAUGCCAAGAAUCACAGCAUCCCCAAGGCAUAUGGUUCCUAUAAAGAACUGGCUGAGGAUCCAGAUGUUGAUGUGGUAUAUGUGGGAGUGAUACACCCUUAUCACCUUCCAGUCACCCUCCUCUUCAUCCAGGCUGGGAAAAAUGUGCUUUGUGAGAAACCACUGGGCAUGAAUACUGCUGAGGUCAAGGCAAUGGUGCAGGCAGCUCGGGAAAAGAACGUUUUCUUUAUGGAGGCUUUCUGGACCCGUUUUUUCCCAGCUUCGGAGAAAAUCCGUUCCCUGCUGAGGCAAAGUGUGGUGGGAGACGUGGUGGUAUUACAUGUUGAAUUUGGUAUACCUCUGCUCUCAGUCCCCAGGUGUGUGGAAAAGGAGCUUGGGGGUGGUGCCUUGCUGGAUAUCGGCAUCUACUGUGUCCAUUUGGCUUGUAUGGUCUUCAAUGGAGAGAAGCCACAAUCCAUUGUGGCCACAGGAUUCUUGCAUGACACAGAAGUAGAUAAAAUGGCAUCAAUCAUCCUGAACUAUUCAGGCCAACGACAGGCUGUCCUCACCUACAGCAUGGCGAACCGACUGCCGAAUCGAGUAACCAUUAGUGGCACCAAUGGAUUAAUUGAAAUUCCAACAGAUUUCUGGUGCCCACAGAAGUUGGUCAUCAAUGGGCAGAAGGAAGAGUUCCCUCUUCCCUCUCCAUCCCAAAAACUGAACUUUAAUGGCAGCACAGGUCUACGCUACGAGGCAGAGCAUGUCAGGCAAUGUCUUCUGAAAGGCCUGAAGGAGAGCCCUGUCAUGUCUCAUGCAGACAGUGAGCUUAUUCAUUCCAUCCUGGAUGAAGCCCGGAGGCAGCUGGGAGUAUCCUAUCCUCAAGACUGUUCCUGAUCCAUGCUGGAGUUUGCUCUCUAUGCUCUCUCUUAUCCCAAGAUUAUUCCCAGUGCCGUGAACAUGGGGGUCAAUUAGUCAAAUUGCAAGAGUUGAUUACACAGUUUGGAAUUUGCAAAUAAGUUCCAAGCAGCUUUCUGUUUGUAAUAUAUUGUAUUUCUUCAAUUCUAAGCUGCAUUUCCCCCACAUAAACAUUUCAAAAAGCAAGGUGUGACUGGAUGCCUCUUGACUAGAGCUUAGAUCCACUUUAAAUCCGGUUUCUGUCUCCUGCAGAAUUCUGGGGUUUGUAGUUCAGUGAGACCCAGGACCUGUCUGGCUGAGCUGUUUAAAGCCCCCUCCCUAAAGUGGAUUUAAAGUGGAUCCAAACUCUUGUGUGAUGGCGUCAUUAGCAUCAUAAGUGUUAUAUAUUUCUGUUAGUGGUACUGUAAUUACUGUGCUUUUUGCAAUCAGUGGCAACUCAGAAUUGAAGAAAUAUGGAAAUUCUCACCCCUGGACAGCAAACUGUAAAAUAAAGUAAAGCUAACAUUGCCUUCCUACCACAAUUUGUUGUGUUUUUAAUGGUUUUUAGUGCGUAUUUUACGCCUUUUUCUCACACUUAUGUUUUAACUGGCGACUUCUCUGACUGAGCGACUGAAUAUUAAUGACGAUUGAGUGUAUUUACACCGAGCGUACCUACACUGUAGAUUUAAUGCAGUUUGACAUCACUUUAACUGCCAUGGAAUCCUGGGAUUUUGCCCUCAGUUUGGUGAGGCACCAGCAGUCAUUGGCAGGGAAGACUAAAGACUUUUAAAACUACAACUCCCAUGGUGCUACAGCAGUUGAAACUGUAUCAAACUUUAAUGAUCCAAUAUCUCAAUGUAAAAUUAAUUUUAAAAUGUACAUAGAGGAAGCUAAUAGAUUGAAGGCAAGGAGAAAACUGAUAUUAAUUUGGAACUUAUAAUAUCUUUAUAUGUACUAUUCAAAUAGAAGACUGUGACCCCUUAUUGAAAAUAUAUUGUCUGAGAAAUGAUUAUGAAAGAUUAAUAGAUGAAGGUAUUGCACUGUAUGCAACAAACACUUGCAAUGUAUGUAUAUUUGAAUGAAUUAAAAUAAAUAAAUAUCAAGAAAUAAAAAGCUGUAUCAAACUUUUAUUCUACGGUGUAGAUCAGGCCUGGAAAAACUUCGCCCCUCCAGGUAUUUUGGACUUCAACUCCAAAAUUUACUCAUGCCUGUCCUAUACCGGUCUUCUACACUGCCAUAUUGUUUUGUAACCUGCCUCGAGCCAUGAGGAGAGGCGGGUAAGAAAUAAAA